Molecule: messenger RNA, 1748 nt
Organism: Dacryopinax primogenitus
Lineage: Eukaryota; Fungi; Basidiomycota; Dacrymycetes; Dacrymycetales; Dacrymycetaceae
Product: Oxysterol-binding protein
Exons: 5
Coding region: 304-1545 (413 amino acids)
Cellular component (GO): membrane; intracellular membrane-bounded organelle; cytosol
Molecular function (GO): sterol binding
Source: RefSeq, a predicted model, not a curated record
GGAAAGGCAAUUUACACUUCAGUACUCUUCACUACCUGUGUAACUCUCUCUUCUCCGACCACCUGCUUCAACCCCUUCUAAGGGUCAUCAUCUCCGGUGUCGCCGUUGCUGCAUACACCCGCACCGCUUGACCACCUGCUCCUGUGCACGACCAAAUUAAACGUGCCCGUCUAUCGGGUCGUGUCACACGCCGCAUCCCUGAUUCCUGAUUCUCUUGGACCUCCAUCUGCUAUUCUCUCUCGUGCAUAUACCUAGCCUUCUUGCACUUCUAGCACUACCUGCUCUUCCCACCUACUCGAACCGAUGAACAUCUUCAGAGGGAUCCAGGCGCGCCUGCCGAGUGGCUCCUCGGGCUCCACCACUCCCAACAGCAACGGGAGUGGGGCUGAUGACCGCCCACCCGAGGGUUCAGACCCAGACGACACCUCCUUGCUAGACGAAAAGCAGGGGUCGAUCGUUCUCUCCCUCAUCUCCCAGCUGAGGAUCGGGAUGGACCUGAGCAAGAUCGCCUUCCCUACCUUUGUUCUCGAGCCCCGUAGCAUGCUCGAGCGCAUCACGGACUUUAUGACCCAUACGGAGAUCCUGUUUGGAUUGGAGAACGAGAGCGAUAAGGCGGUGAGGUUCGAGAGGGUCCUGCAGUAUUAUAUGCUUGGGUGGCACAUCAGGCCGAAGGGGGUGAAGAAGCCGUAUAACCCGACCAUAGGCGAGAUCUUCCGAUGCAGGUACACCUACACGAACGGCACUGAGGGAUUCUACGUUGCGGAACAAGUAUCACACCAUCCCCCCGUCUCGGCAUACUUCUUCCUCUCCCCGGCGAACAAGAUCCUCGUUGUAGGCGAGCUGCGUCCCAAAUCGCGUUUCCUAGGCAACUCGGUGCAAACAAUCAUGGACGGCGAGAACCGGAUCACCCUGCUGGGCACGGAUGACGGCGAGUACAUCAUCUCACUGCCCAACAUGUUCGCGAGGGGGAUCUUGUUUGGGAAGCUGGUGUUCGAGCUGGGGGAUACCAUCGAUGCGAUAAACGAGAAGACGGGGAUGAGUGGGUCGGUAGAGUUUAAGACAAAGGGUUUCUUCUCCGGGACUUAUAAUGUUGUGAAAGGCCAGGUACAGCAAGACAGAGAGACAAUAGGCGAGAUUUCGGGCAAGUGGAGCCAUCAUCUCGAGUAUAAGGAUCUCAAGUUCGGGAAAACACGCGUCUGGUUUGACGACGCGACCACCACGAGUGAGGAGCUCUCCCGGCCCACCUGUCAUCCAGAAGAACAUCAAGAACCGAACGAAUCACGACGGCUGUGGUCGGGUGUCACGCGCGGGAUCCGCGCAGGCGACCAGAACGCGGCACAGGAGGCGAAGACGAUCGUAGAAGAUAAUGGGCGGAAGUACGCACGGACGCUGGACGAGCAGGGGGCGACGCAUAACUCGAGGUUCUUCGAGUUUCGGGGAGGGAAAUGGCAUGCCAAGUUUGUGCUGCCGGAGAACCUUGAGGAGGCGAAGUCCAAAGUGCAAGAGUGGAUCUGGGCUGACACCCCAGUCAAGAAGGCCACAUAAACCUACCCUUCUACGUAUUUGUCCAUAUCAUCCAUGUCUCUCCACUUCCACACUCCUGCAACACCACGUUUGAAUCAAUUACGCAAGUCAAUCAUCCAUCACUUCACGGCACUGCACCGCAGAGGAAUUGCACUUGGUGCUACGCUAGCGUAUCAAGCUCAUAUAGCAGUUGUAAUAUUUCCUAUGACAUGCGGUGAUCUGAU